This is a messenger RNA of Poeciliopsis prolifica (blackstripe livebearer), 1806 nucleotides long. RefSeq lists its product as uncharacterized. Gene Ontology annotation, biological process: anatomical structure development; regulation of transcription by RNA polymerase II. Lineage: Eukaryota; Metazoa; Chordata; Actinopteri; Cyprinodontiformes; Poeciliidae. The transcript has 10 exons. The coding region runs from base 101 to 1627 and encodes 508 amino acids. The record is from RefSeq and is a predicted model, not a curated record. Gene Ontology annotation, molecular function: RNA polymerase II cis-regulatory region sequence-specific DNA binding; DNA-binding transcription factor activity, RNA polymerase II-specific.
UUCGUGCCGAAACAGGAAGUAAACAAAGCAGACGAGCUGCAAGGAGGGAAGGAGAAGGAGUAACCGAGAAUUGCGUCGGAGGAGCACCGAUCGCUUUAUCAUGAUGACGACGAAGCGGCUGGAGAGCUUCGAGGUGGACUGUGAGUGGGACUCUUGCAGCUUCAGGGGCCACAGCAUGGAGGAGCUGAGCGACCACAUGUCCCUGCACCUGAGGGACUAUCUGGGAGACAAGGACGCCCUGGAGGAGCUGGAUGAGUUUGCUUGUCUGUGGAGCGGAUGCGAGUUCCUUUCCAUGGGCAGCCCCACAGAGCUGGAGGUUCAUGCCUACUUCCACAACUACCACGGAAAACUCAAGUUCAUUGGCUCACAGCUGCUGAAGUCCCGCCCCGAUCUCCCCGGCUGCAACCAGGGCGCGCACAGCCACAACCUGGUGCCAGAGGGCUCCGAGGGAUACGCGUGCCAGUGGGAGCAUUGCGACAGCACUUUUAACAAUCCCGAGUGGUUCUACCGCCACGUGGACAACCACGUAGAAAGUGCCGAGCAGCAGUCUCUUUCCCAACAGCAGGCGCUCUUCUGCAGCUGGGCAGGGUGCGACGCCUUCUUCAAGAUAAGGUACCGCCUGAGGGAGCACAUGCGGAGCCACACUCAGGAGCGACUGGUGGCCUGUCCCACCUGCGGCAGCAUGUUCUCCAGCAACACCAAGCUGUUCGACCACCUCCAGAGGCAGGCGGAGCCCAUAGAAUCCCUUGUAUGUGAACAUUGUGGCAAAGCUUUUCCCAGCGAGAGGCUCCUGAGGGAUCACAUUCGCCAGCACGUGAAUCAGGUCAAGUGUCCCUUUUGCGAUAUGACCUGCACCACGUUAGCAGCUCUGAAGAUCCACAUCCGCUUCCGCCACUGUGACGAGCGACCGUUUCCCUGCGACUUCUGCGACAAAAGGUUUAAAAACCAACGCGAUCUCCAGAAGCACACAGACGUUCACAAUGAAGGUACCGUGUAUCACUGCACAGUUGAGGGCUGCGAUUAUUCCUGCUACACGCUGCAAACCGUGAACCACCACUUCAAGAGAGUUCAUGAGGCUGGAGGGAUGUCGAAAUAUAAGUGUCACAUCUGUGAUAAGGUCUUCUCCUGGUGUUACACGCUCACGCUUCACCUCCGAAAGAAACACGAGCUGAAGUGGCCCUCUGGGCAUUCACGCUUCAGAUACAGGAAGGACGUCGACGGCUUCCUAAAAGUAAACAUGGUGCGCUUUGAGACUGUCGAGGUGACGAAGGAGAUAAUGAAGAACAUGGCUGAAAAGCCGCGGAACCUUCGGCAAAGUCAGAGAGCCAACAGCUCCAAGAAGAAAGCCGCCGUCGCCCCGGAGAGCGGCCGCAGCUCCCCCGCCGGAUCCUCCUCGCCCUCUUCCAGCUCCUCUUCCUCGUGCUCCUCGGACCUCUCCGGAGGGGAGGACGCGUCGUCCCAGCACAGCCCCAGAGCAGCAGACUCCCCGGUCUACUGCAUGAUGACGACCAUUCCUCACAUCGACGACGAGCCCGGAGGAACAUCGCAGGACGACGGCGGCGGUACUUCCGGUGCCGUCCAGGCUCUGACGGAAGUGGCGAGGGGUCUCGGGAUGGACGUGGUUUAAUCGCUCGGAAAUGUCCAGCUGAGACUGUUAUGUAGCGGCGCUUUUUUGUUUGUUUCGUUUUGUUUUAGCCUCGGAGCCGACAGCAGAAAGCUGACAGUUUUAUUUUUAGUGGAAGCUUUCUGCCCCGUGCGCUUUUUCCCGAAAGUGACCCAUUCCAUUUUAAAACUACUUUUAUUGUC